GUCACAGCAACCGUUCCUGGGUGCAAUUUUUUUUCCUUUUUUUUUUUCUCUCCCCCCCCCCCCCCAACACCGCCCCCCUCCAACUUUGCUUUUUUUGUGAAUGAAAAAAGGAGGUCGUGAGCGGUCCCGGGGACUGCGGCGCUCCGCGUCUUAAGGCUGCGCGCGUGCGGCGGCCUCACCCGGCGCCUCGCUCUCUAGCGCGCCGCCGGCAACCUCUGCAGCGCAGCCGGGCGGCGGCGCGGCCCAGCGGCCGGAGGUCGGAGCGGCUGCGCGCAGCCUGGCUCCCCGAGCCUCCAUGACAUUGGGCGCCCAGGGCGCGCGGAGAUGCUGAUCCGGAAGAGGCAGUGGCUGCAGUGCAGCUCCCCAGGCUGCUCACGCGCCGCGGUCCGACCUGGGCUCCUGUGCCAGAGUUUCUUCUGAUCGCACCUGAACUGGGACCCCAGGAGGCUGGAGCUCCAGCACAGAGCAGCAGCGUCGGCGGCGCCCCAACUUGCACGCGCAGAGUGACCCCAGACAUCUUACUAAAAUGAGCGUGCUUAGCAGGAAGAGAUGUGUUCCCUACACUAGAAAUUACCCCGUCACAUGUAGUGGUGUCCCAAUUAAUGGAUUCUGACAUGGAUUAUGAAAGGCCAAACGUAGAGACCAUCAAGUGCGUGGUGGUGGGGGACAACGCUGUGGGCAAGACUAGGCUCAUCUGUGCCCGGGCCUGCAAUGCCACCCUCACCCAGUACCAGCUGCUUGCCACCCAUGUGCCCACAGUGUGGGCCAUUGACCAGUAUCGUGUAUGCCAGGAGGUGCUAGAACGCUCUCGAGAUGUGGUAGAUGAUGUUAGUGUCUCCCUGCGCCUCUGGGACACCUUUGGAGACCACCACAAAGACCGACGUUUUGCUUAUGGAAGAUCUGAUGUGGUGGUUUUGUGCUUCUCCAUUGCCAACCCCAAUUCCCUCCACCAUGUCAAGACCAUGUGGUACCCAGAAAUCAAGCAUUUUUGUCCCAGAGCUCCUGUCAUUCUGGUGGGCUGCCAGCUGGACCUGCGAUAUGCUGACCUGGAAGCCGUUAACAGGGCCAGGAGACCUUUGGCUAGGCCCAUCAAGCCCAAUGAAAUCCUCCCUCCAGAGAAAGGUCGGGAAGUGGCCAAAGAGCUGGGGAUCCCUUACUACGAGACCAGCGUGGUGGCCCAGUUUGGUAUCAAGGACGUCUUUGACAAUGCCAUCCGGGCUGCACUCAUCUCCCGCCGCCACCUGCAGUUCUGGAAAUCUCAUCUGCGCAAUGUGCAGCGGCCUCUACUGCAAGCACCCUUCCUUCCCCCCAAGCCACCACCCCCCAUCAUUGUGGUGCCCGACCCCCCCUCCAGCAGCGAGGAGUGCCCCGCCCACCUCCUGGAAGACCCGCUCUGUGCGGAUGUCAUCCUGGUGCUGCAGGAGCGCGUGCGCAUCUUUGCCCACAAAAUCUACCUCUCCACCUCCUCCUCCAAAUUCUAUGACUUAUUCCUCAUGGACCUGAGUGAGGGGGAGCUGGGGGUCCCCUCAGGGCCAGGGGGCCCCCGCCCAGAGGACCACCGGAGCCACCCUGAGCAACACCAUCAUCAUCACCAUCACCACCAUGGGCGGGACUUCCUGCUUCGGGCAGCCAGCUUUGACGUAUGUGAGAGUGUGGACGAGGCUGGGGGCUCUGGUCCAGCUGGCCUUAGGGCUUCAACCAGUGACGGGAUCUUACGAGGUAAUGGAACAGGGUACCUGCCAGGCAGAGGGCGCGUGCUGUCUUCCUGGAGCCGAGCUUUUGUGAGUAUCCAGGAAGAGAUGGCAGAGGAUCCUUUGACCUUCAAAUCCCGGCUGAUGGUGGUGGUGAAGAUGGAUAACUCCAUUCAGCCCGGACCCUUCCGGGCUGUUCUCAAGUACCUAUACACGGGGGAGCUAGGUGAGAAUGAGCGGGACCUCAUGCAUAUCGCUCACAUUGCCGAGCUGCUAGAGGUCUUUGAUCUACGUAUGAUGGUGGCCAACAUUCUCAACAACGAGGCCUUCAUGAAUCAGGAGAUCACCAAGGCCUUCCACGUACGCCGGACCAACCGGGUUAAGGAGUGUUUGGCAAAGGGCACCUUUUCAGAUGUGACCUUCAUCCUGGAUGAUGGGACCAUCAGCGCCCAUAAGCCUCUGCUGAUUUCCAGCUGUGACUGGAUGGCUGCCAUGUUUGGGGGGCCAUUUGUGGAGAGUUCUACCAGGGAGGUGGUGUUUCCAUACACAAGCAAGAGCUGCAUGAGGGCUGUGUUGGAGUACCUCUACACAGGCAUGUUCACCUCCAGUCCAGACCUGGAUGAUAUGAAGCUCAUCGUCUUGGCUAACCGCCUCUGCCUGCCACACUUGGUUGCCCUCACAGAGCAGUACACAGUGACCGGACUGAUGGAGGCAACCCAGAUGAUGGUGGACAUCGAUGGGGAUGUCCUUGUAUUCCUGGAAUUGGCACAGUUCCACUGCGCAUACCAGUUGGCCGACUGGUGUCUUCACCACAUCUGCACCAACUACAACAACGUGUGCCGCAAGUUCCCCCGAGACAUGAAGGCUAUGUCUCCAGAAAACCAGGAGUACUUUGAGAAGCAUCGGUGGCCGCCAGUCUGGUACCUAAAAGAAGAGGACCACUAUCAGCGUGCGCGGAAGGAGCGAGAGAAAGAGGACUAUUUACACCUGCGGAGGCAGCCUAAACGGCGGUGGCUGUUUUGGAACAGUCCCUCAUCACCAUCCUCCUCAGCAGCGGGCUCGGCGUCCCCAUCUUCUUCCUCCUCAGCUGUGGUCUGAGAUGCUGCCACCUUCUGAUCCCACUGCUGUUGUCAUUAGCCCUUGUCCUUCUGCUCUUCUGUAUCAUCCCCUCUACCCGACAGGUGACGAGGGAAUUCACCUAACCAGAACCCUAAGGGCAGAGCCGUUCUCACCAGCCAAUGUGGCUCAGGCUAAGAGGAGCCAGGCCCUGCAGAUCAGAACAGGGUCCACCUACAAUUCCAGGCAGGGCAGGAAAACAUCUGCCCCAAUGUGGGGAGCAGGAAAGAGCUCAGAGCUCUGAUAUUUUCUCUCUGGACUUGACAAUAGAGUCAAUGGAGGAAAGCUUCCCUGUAUGUGGGCUUUGUCUGUAUUGGUUUCUGCUUUGGCCAGAGAGGCAGCUUCCUCCCCAGGAGCUGGUCAUGUUUUUCCAUUGACAGACUUUUGAGGGUUGCAGGUAUUUUGUGAGCAUCGUCCCAUGGGCUUACUCAAAUCCUUACUUAAGAAGUCAGGCUAGAAAAGAAGUCUUCAGAGCCCACAUCAAGGUUUCUACGCCAUGAGGUGUGAGGUGUGGCUGCUAGGGGGAGAAGGGAUAAACUGCAUCCUUCCAGCAUCCUUUCAGGACUGACUCCAGGCAGUGCAGACUUAGUGGUGGGUAGCAGCGUUGAUUCAAUAUUCAGGUUUGUAGGCAGCACCUCUGUACAAUGUGAGUUUUCUACUUCACCCUUCCUGUACUCGUUAUGUUUGACAUGGAUGGAGGAGGAAGGGUGGGUUCUGUGCUCAGCAAUUUCAUGCUCCUCUAGGGUUUCUUCCCCUGCCUCUGGGUACCACUGCCUUUUAUGAGGUGGGAGCAAAAACAGCCCAACAGGAGAAACCCAAACUCAAAAGUACCACCAAGACCACUCUAUUCUUUGUCUGCCCAAAUGAAUGAAGUUCUAAAAAGCGAGAGCUUGCAAGGUAUACAUUUUCAUAAAGCCAAAUGGAGGCCUCUAUAUUAUGUGGCUAUAAAGGGUCAGUAGUACCAACCACUCCAAUGCCUUUCAGGAGAGGACUUGUACCCUCCAUAUCCGAGGAUGCUGUUCCUUGAGGCUCCAGGGUCGCGAGGAAGGCUUGGGCUUCAGGGCUCAAAUGGCUUUGAACCUUUUCUAUCUUGAUGCAGGAUGCCUUGCUCUCCCAAAGGUGACUCCACAGGAUGUUCAUGGAGCAUGUGCUUUCUUGGGGGUGGGAGGCUUUCAGCAGGGAUCAAAUGUCAGGAAAGGGCACGUUGGAGAACAGGCCACACACAUAGUCAACCUGAUACUGGCUGGGGGUAAAGGGAAGGAGAAAACGGGGGACCUGAGCAGGAAGGAAAAGAUGAGUCUAAAGAGGAAUUGGGGUGACUGGAGGAUUGACAUAAUGCCUGGCAGCCCCCAUGGGACUAACACUGGGCCUCAGUUGACCCUUCCCAUUUCCUAAUUAUGAUCCACACAUCACCACCUUUACCCUUUCUCUAGACUUACGAGGUGAAGUCCCAUUAGGUCAUGAGAGUUCUGGGGUCCCCUCCCCUGAGAAAAUGUUUUAGGUAGGAAAUACUGGCUGAGUCCCCAGGACCUGGAUAGGUUGCUUAGGCUGGGAUUAAAGCAACCCCAGAAACAAAUGCAACCCUACAAUUGUGUGGUACCCAGGAUCUAGCGUUCUGCGUUUGCCUUGUCAGAAGGAAUAGGCAGUAGCAGGUCUCACAGUGCUGAUUUUCUGUAGUCUGAGCCUGGAACCACCAAGCCUGCAGUCGCCUAUUGGUUACACCCUCCAGAAUUGCUGGUUGGAGAAAUGUGUUGUGUGCUGCCCUCUACUGGCUGGUGUACCCUGCUGCUGAAUUCUACAUGGCUUCUAGUGUGGAGAAGCCUGUACCCAUGGAAAAGGCAAACAGCCUCUCACACCUUUCUUGGAGGACAGAGGGGCAUAUAUCUCUUGGGAACUGAAAGCGAUAGGUAGAGGUCUGUCGUAACACGCAAGGGGAAUUGGAUCUCCCAAGUGAUUUACAGGGCCAAGCAGCCUGGGCAUCACUGGUGAUGAGGAUGGACAGGCCAGUGGGAGGAACAUCUGUGGAGUUGGAGGAAGAAACAAGGAGAGUGGUCAAGGAACACCAUGCCCCACCCAGGCCAGUUCACACCUCAGGGACCCACCCCCAACCCCACAGCUGCCAGAGCUGAUGUGCAUCAGGUGGAGCCCUGUGGCCUUGUAUAACCACCCGAGGUGAGUGGGGGACUUUGAGUGAGCCAGGAGAGGGAGGUGCAGCUUACAGUCCCUUAGUACAUGGGUGCUCUGGAUUCCAGGGAGACAGAAGCAGGAGAAACUCCAGUGUGGGACAAGCCUGUGGCAAAUGCCCCCAGGGGUGGGGCAGUGUCCCAAGAACAUGCUCCCCUGGACUAUGUCACAUGUCACUCAGUGUUGUCUUAGAGAAUGGGGGUACACAAACAAACAGACAACCCCCCCCACACACCUUUUUAUAUAAGGUUUCAUAUUUAAUUUGGUCAUGAAUUCAUAAUACAUGAGUAUUUUGUAUCUAA
Arvicanthis niloticus (Nile rat) is the source of this 5293-nucleotide messenger RNA. RefSeq names its product Rho related BTB domain containing 2 (gene Rhobtb2). The record is from RefSeq and is a predicted model, not a curated record. NCBI's taxonomy places the organism in Eukaryota, Metazoa, Chordata, Mammalia, Rodentia, Muridae. Gene Ontology annotation, molecular function: GTP binding; GTPase activity; protein binding. Gene Ontology annotation, biological process: small GTPase-mediated signal transduction.